This is a messenger RNA of Geodia barretti, 2070 nucleotides long. The record is from the annotation of a GenBank genome assembly. NCBI's taxonomy places the organism in Eukaryota, Metazoa, Porifera, Demospongiae, Tetractinellida, Geodiidae.
ACACUAGCGGAAGAAACCCGAAACGCCCACCGUUUAUAAGCCGUGGUCGCAUUGCAAGACAGAGGUCGUGAUAAGUGAAAAGAAAGAGGCGAUUUUCGAGUGUUGGGUGACCGCUGAGAGUACAUACGUUGACAGCAGAUAGAGCUAGAGGAAAGGGGAAAGAUGGGGUGUGUCAUGAGCGCAGAGGAGAAAGCUCAGCAGCAGAUGAGCAGACGGAUAGACGACGAGUUGGCGUACGAGAUGGCGCACAGAAGAAGCGAAGUAAAGCUACUGCUACUCGGUGCUGGGGAGUCGGGCAAAAGCACUUUUGUGAAGCAAAUGAAGAUCAUCCACGACAAUGGGUUCACUAGGGAGGAGUGUAAGCAGUAUCGACCUGUCGUCUAUAGCAACACGAUACAGAGUCUGGCCGCCAUCAUUAAAGGAAUGGACGUGCUCGGAAUCAACUUCGCCAGCCCAGCAAGAAGAGACGACGCCAUGCUCCUGUUUGGCAUCACGGCAAGACAUGCGGACACGGAACCGUUCUCUCCCGGCCUGCUGGCUGCCAUGAAGAGAUUAUGGACCGACCCGGGAGUUCAACUCUGCUUCAAACGCUCCAGCGAAUACCAACUCAACGACUCUGCGAAAUACUACCUGGACAGCCUCGAGAGGAUUGGGAACCAUCGCUACGUCCCCACAGUUCAAGACAUCCUCAGAACGCGGGUCAAAUCAACUGGCAUCGUGGAGUACGAGUUUGAUUUCAAAGAACUUCACUUCAGACUUGUGGACGUUGGAGGUCAGAGGUCAGAGCGGAAAAAGUGGAUCCACUGUUUCGAGGACGUGACGGCCAUUUUGUUCUUUGUGGCUCUCUCGGCAUAUGACAUGGGGCUUCGGGAAGACGGUGUCGUGAACCGGAUGGACGAGGCACUGCGGCUGUUCAACUCUAUCCUCAACAACAAGUGGUUCAUGGAGACUUCCAUGAUCCUCUUCCUCAACAAGAAAGACCUGUUCCUAGAAAAGAUCAAGGAGAAGCCCUUGUCUCAAGUCUUCCCUGACUAUCAAGGUCGAAACACGUACCAGGACGGCAUAAACUACCUGAGGGAGCGGUUUGUCAGUCUCAACCAGAACCCUGCGAAGAAGACCGUCUACACACACGUCACGUGUGCCACAGACACAAACAACAUUCAGUUUGUGUUUGAGUCCGUGACAGACAUUAUAAUUUCAGAACACCUCAGAGAUGCAGGGAUCAUCUGAUGUAUAUUGUAUAUAUUUAUCCCACCCAUUUACCUACGUACACCAAAUUAAAUCUAUGACGUCACCAUUAUGUAAUGUAUUGUCCCCAUUGUUGUGUAUGCUGUGGCCUGGAUGAAGUGUGCAAUUCUUUGGCACGGAAAAAACCAAGCCAUGCCCACACUAGCAAGCACCAUCUUUUUCUCUUCAUGCUAUAUGGUUGUAUGUAUUUCUCCUCACUGACUGCUCUUUGCUUUCAUCUCUUGUGUGUAACAUUGCUAUAUCAUUUUCUGACACUUGAAAUUUUCUUUAAAAAGCGCAACACUGUAUAGAUUUUGACGGGUAGUAAACAUAAUGAGCUAUUUAGUUCUUUUGGCGUACAUCUUUGUAAACACUCCUUCUUCUCCUCUUUGAAACACUAAUCUUCUCUGUUGAAAUUUGUCUAUGUGGUAAUCAAUGACAUUCUGCAUAGUCAGGCUCAGUUCUUCUCCGAUGGCUUCCGAGUAUGAGAGGCGAAGAGCAGCAACUAUCUCUGUCUUCCUCCCACUGGCAUACAGAUAGUCAUACUCCUGAGGCACGUGGAUGACGAGGAAAUUGUCCGACAAUAGGCUGACGCUGAUGUGACUGAUGUUCCCAAUGGCGAUUCUCCGUCGAAUUUUCAAGGAGCCAGGCUCAAUGUUGUAUACUCCCCCUUCUAGAGAAGAUAAUAAUAAAAAUAGAGCACUUGCAUUUUUGGAGCUACAAAUAUAUACAAACACAGCUAGUCUGCACCGCUCCCAACACAACAUGCAGAAUUUCGUAUCUUUACUACCAAAAUUCCAUAUUAUGCCGACUGACAACCAUACCUGUAUGCAUACCCACGAG